AUGUCCACCUACGGUAUCUUCGAGAACCAACCAGCCCACGUUCUCCAAUAUGUUAUGGAGAGGAUAACUUACUCUGAUAUGGCUUCUCUCGCUCUCGCCUCCUACACUUGGCUCACAGCCAUCAAAGGAUACGUCAACAUGGUCAAGUUCCAAAAUGGAGCAGCUGCUGGUUCCCAGUUGUACGAUCUUGGAAGACUGCUGGCCACGGUAAAUACUCCAGAUGAAUUCGGAAAUGUUCAACACAUUCUCAAGGAAGUUUGGAGCGCUGAGAGAAAUGUUGAAAAAGUUGGAGACAUCAUCAAAGGAUUCUGCUCUGUUUCUUCGGAAUCAGCAAAGAAAAGAGUCUCGACUCUGUUUGAUUUCGUUUGGACUAUGGUGGGAUCUCUUGAGGAUUCGGUGAUGGAAGCCACUGGACCAGUUGCCGACAACGAAAUGGACGACAUGGUUGAGGCUGUGCUGGCUAUGAAUGAGAAAAUUCAGCAACGGUUGGAGCUUCGUAAACAACUUCAACAACUUUUCUUAUCUGAUUCCAUGUCAGGAACCUAUCGGUUCUUCCUCCUGGAGCUCAUCAAAAAAGUUCAUACAGUAACCCUGUUUGAUACUGGAUUGAUGCUCACAUUCCUUGAGAUUGUGAUGAGCCCAGUUGAGGGCGAUGAAGGGUCGGAAUUCAUUGAAAUGAUCUUUGAUAUGGAACUAGAUGUUGAGAAAGAUGAAGAUUUGCUGAAGAUUGGUCGAGUUGCCAGAGCAUUCAAAGAGCUCAAGAAGGCAUGCUCAUCGGAAGAAGAGAAACUAUGCGCGACGCUCUUCCAACUUCUCCUUGAUGAAGUUUUUGAGCAGAAGACCAAAGCGGCACUAUUGGCUCAAGAACCCUCUCUCAUCUCGUGGUAUAUCAAGGAUCACGCAUUCCUAAUCGUCAUGGGAUCGCGAGUGGCAGAGGUUCUCGUGCAAAUGGCAGUGACGAUGAAGAAUGAGUCGAAAACUGGAGAAUUCGGAAAUGAGUUGUCGAAGCUGCGAAGAUCAACGCUCAGCGAAGUGAAUGGAGAACGCCACCUGACAAUUUUCCGACGAAGACUCGAGAAUUUGAUGAAAUCCACCCCUGUCUACAGUUGUUUCGAACAAUUUUUUGGUUUUCUUGAAUGUUAA
Molecule: messenger RNA, 1143 nt
Organism: Caenorhabditis briggsae
Lineage: Eukaryota; Metazoa; Nematoda; Chromadorea; Rhabditida; Rhabditidae
Exons: 5
Coding region: 1-1143 (380 amino acids)
Source: RefSeq, a predicted model, not a curated record